This is a messenger RNA of Drosophila elegans, 1380 nucleotides long. Its product is annotated as casein kinase I. Gene Ontology annotation, biological process: endocytosis; signal transduction; peptidyl-serine phosphorylation. The record is from RefSeq and is a predicted model, not a curated record. Gene Ontology annotation, cellular component: nucleus; cytoplasm. The transcript has a single exon. The coding region runs from base 77 to 1111 and encodes 344 amino acids. Gene Ontology annotation, molecular function: protein serine/threonine kinase activity; ATP binding. NCBI's taxonomy places the organism in Eukaryota, Metazoa, Arthropoda, Insecta, Diptera, Drosophilidae.
ACCUAUUUUCAGGGCUAACCAUUUGGAUUGAAGUAGAAACAACUGAGUAACCAAAAUCGGCAACGAAAGUGGGAAAAUGGAGCGAUUACGAUCUCCGGACACCCGCGUGGUGCAAAUCGGCAACUACAAGGUGAUCCGCAAAAUCGGGAGCGGCUCGUUCGGCGACAUUUAUCUGGCCACCUACAUACACAGCGGCGAGCAGGUGGCCAUCAAGGUGGAGAGCACCAGUGUGCGGCAUCCGCAGCUGAACUACGAGCGGCGUCUCUACCGGGCACUAAGGCCAGCUCCGGGCCUGCCCCGGAUUUGGUACUACCACAAGGAGCCGCACUACCAGGCGAUGGUUAUGGACCUGCUGGGUCCGUCGCUGGAGCGACUCUUCCAGUUCUGCGAUCGGGCCUUCACCAUCAAGACGGUGCUGCUGCUGGCCGAGCAGAUGGUGCGCCGCGUGGAGUACGUCCACGGUCGGGGAUUCCUGCACAGGGACAUCAAGCCGGACAACUUCCUGAUGGGCCGCGGCAAAAUGAGCAAGCAGGUCUACCUGAUCGACUUCGGACUGUCGAAGAAGUACCUGGACGUAUCCACAGGAGUGCAUAUACCGUACCGCGAGGAGCGAGCCCUCACCGGCACCGCCCGCUUUGCCUCCAUUUCGGUCCAUGCCGGAGUGGAGCCCUCGCGACGCGACGACAUGGUGGCUAUCGGCUAUGUCCUCAUGUACUUUAACAGGGGCUCCUUGCCGUGGCAGGAUUUGAAGGCGUCCACCAAGCAGCAGAAGUACGAGCGCAUCCACGAGAAGAAGGUAUCGAUGAGCAUUGAGGCGCUGUGCGAGGGCUAUCCCUGCGAGUUCACCAUGUACCUGAACUUUUGCCGCGGCAUGGGAUUCUACGAGCGCCCCUCGUACGACGCCAUCUGCCGGAUGUUCAGGAUGCUGCGAAGUGGACUGAACCUGCGGCCCGGUCUCGUCUACGACUGGGACAUGCUGACGAUGAAGUUCCACAACAACCAGCCCAAUCCGGGCAUCGGCAGGCGCGAUUUCCCGCCCAAGGUCGAUGAGGAUGAGGGUCGCAGUGGGGAGCUUAUCGUCAAGGACGAGAAGUGCAACUACUGGCCGUGAGAGGCCACGAAACUCUAGAUUCGUACAGACGCAGUGUGUAAAGUAAAUUAAUAGUCAUUCCAAAUUAACUGCUUUAUCUCAAAUAAAACGAAUGAAUUGCUAAGUAAAAACUGUAGAGAACCUAGUUUAACAAUAUAGUAUAUUUUCAAAUCAUGUUUGUUAAAUAUGAAUAGUAUAAACCUUCCUUUUUUAAAAACAUUUAUAAUUUUAAUAGAUAUAAACGUUUAGAUUGUAUUAAAAAUAAAUUUUUAAAGUCAUUGCAACAUAAA